Molecule: messenger RNA, 447 nt
Organism: Salvia splendens (bonfire salvia)
Lineage: Eukaryota; Viridiplantae; Streptophyta; Magnoliopsida; Lamiales; Lamiaceae
Exons: 2
Coding region: 1-447 (148 amino acids)
Biological process (GO): response to bacterium
Source: RefSeq, a predicted model, not a curated record
AUGACAGAUAUACUAAGCGAGAUAGUGUUAUGGAGAAGGAAGCAGCUGAAUGUUGGAAUCCUCGUAGCAGCAACGGCCACAUGGAUCGUGAUGGAUGUUUACCACUACACUUUCAUCACUCUCCUUUCUUGUGUGUCCAUCGCCCUCCUCUCCUGCCUGUUCUUCUGGGGCAGCAUCCACCGCUUCUUGAAAAAGUAUGUAACAAGUGGCCAUCAUUCUUCAUCAAAGGUUGAAUUAGUACUAAGCUAUAAAUAUGUUGUAGGGAUUUGGGGGGCGAUGACGGUGCCGGUGAUUUAUGUGAAGAAUGAGCAGAAGAUACGAGAAUUUGAAGGUAGUGCGAUGAUGACAUGGCAAAGGUUGAAUGUGAUGUUUGAGGACAAGUUUCAGAUUGUGAAAAGCAAGAUUACAGGGAAACAGAAAGAGGUUAAGGAAAAGAAGACCAAGUAG